GUCUGGUGUACCCAAAUGAUUCCCAUACAAACAGUACGCCUUCUUCUCGCAAUUGCAACUCUCAGCCGCGUCUCAGACGGUGCUCUGAGGUUCGUGCAAGCUCCGAGCGGCGUCGUCUAUAUUCCACCACGAGGAGUGCGCGGAAAGCUCGUUUCGUGUGUGACGAACGAGCCUGCUACAAUAACGUGGGAAUACGACGAUGGGCGGGUGCUCGAUAAUCGUAGAGGAUACAACAUCACGCAGCUCUCGUCGACGGCGAGUGGCAUCUACCUGACGAGCGAACUGCGCGACGCCGUUCCGGGCAGGUUUACUAGUGCUAGCAGGUCGAUUAGCUGCAAGGCCGGUGCAGUCAGCAGCGGCAGUUUUCAGUUUGCAGUGGGAGAGUUGAUCGAACCUCCCUCCAAUCCAGUCAGUGUCAUUAUCGAUGAAGGAGAGAAUGUUGUAUUUAGCUGCACGUUUCUGACAAGAACUCGUCCAACGCCCGAUGUGCAUUGGGUAUUUCACGACUUGUCUGGUCAUCGCAUUGAACUCGAAGAGUCGAGUCUUCUAACCAGUCUUGAACACAAGACUAGUCAGCUGAGGAUUAUAAGAGCUAAUCGAACUCAUGUCGGAGAUUACCAUUGUGUUGUUUCAAAUGAGUUCAACAGCUUUGCUUCUACAUCGGCCACACUAACUGUGAGAUAUUUUUAUCCAGUGAAACUGACUGCUCGUCCAAUGUCGACGGUGGCAACUGGCACUGUAGUGACACUCGUAUGCAGCUUGUCAGCAGUCCCACCAGCAGAUGAGAUUCGUUUGAGUCACAAUGGUGUUCCAUUCUUCUCGUCGUCUAAUCGUGGUCUAAACAAAGAAAUAGGAGGGAGAAUUACUGUCAACAAAGUGAAUCAUGUAGAGUACGAAUUCACUGCUGAUUUAACUUGGAACGGUGACAUCGUGUCAGCAUUUGUGAAGGCUCCACGUCAUAACGAUACAGAGUCUCUAACCAUUACGGUGCUGGAUUAUCCCGGUCGAAUUAUGGUAUCUCUUCAACCACUCUGCGAAGAAGGACAUCUCAACAUCAAGUGGGUGGUGUCUGACAAUGGCGGUAGUGACAUCAUAAAUUAUAUAGUAAGAUGGUGGCGAGACUCCGAGCAACCUGAAUCGAAUCUAUUAGCCGUAUCACGUAAUUCUGAGUUGACACAGCAAGGAGGAAAUUACUUGCUAACCGGGUUGGACAGUGAUGCGACAUAUAAUGUCGAAGUCGAAGCAACAAAUGGAGUGGGAACGACAAAAUCAGACAUUGUUUCUGCUGCUACGCUACCCGUUUUAGCCGUGCCUGUUUUGGAGGAGACUCCAAUGUCAAUCGGUGAGAAAACAUUGAAGAUUGGGUGGAAUAGUGGAGUCAGUGGCAGUGCUAAGCCAACGUAUACGGUGAUAUGGAGUAGCGAUGAUACCUUUACUCGAGAUAGUUUGCAAAUGUUAACGUCGUCGACGUCGUUAGAAAUACAAGGCCUAACGAAAGGAACAACGUAUUCCAUUAAAGUCGAGGCAAGAAUCGAGAUAUGUCUUACUACAUCGUCUGUACGACAUUAUACGACUAGAUGUAAUCCCGGCGUUCCAUCUCCACCAAUAGUAAUCCACGAAACACCCACUCGUUCUGAAACUGUUAAACUAGUAGUCAAGCCUCCUUCUGGACGUGAUUGCGGAGAAAUCACUAACUAUGUUGUCAGAGAUGCUAAUGAUAACCGUCUGACGUCAUCAUUUGCUAUUGAGAAUGGUAACGUUACGAUCACUGUAUUAGACCUUCCGACAGAAACUGGGUGUACGAUUCAAGUGGCUGCUGUAAAUCAUCUUUCCUGGGAGGGUCCGCGAUCACGGCCAGUCUCGUGUGCAACGGCCAAAGUCGAGCCCAUUGAGGAAGACGACAGCGGCGUCUCGAUAGUUGUGAUCAUUGUUCCGAUAAUCAUACUGCUUCUCAUUAUCAUUUUGAUAAUCAUUUUCUGCUUUCUGUACUGGAAAAGACGGCGUGAAGAAAAGGAGGAUGAAGAGCCAAAAGACACAACAGAAGAAUACUUCAAAGCAGCAGAAUCAGGAACAAAAGGAGGAAACUAUUACAGCACGGGUGACAAGACGUCUACUGAACCUCAUUAUGAUGCAGUGCUCACAACACCAGAUGAAACUGAAGUUGGAACGAAUGAAACAAAUGGUACAAACCAGACGACAUUCAAGAAGGAGGCAAAUGAUACAGCUCUCUGACUGGUUGGCUAGUUAUUGCAUGUACAGCAACAUCCCUUACAGAAAUCUGUGAAUUGCAGCUGUGCACAACUAUGAUUGUAAGCCGUGGUAGUUUAGUUUAGUGAUGCAAUUGUUAGAGACUUCUAGUUGGUUGGUAUAAUGACCGUUCUGCUUGCUACCGUACCCAUGUUCAUCUGUUUUUCAUUACAUUUCAUUGUACUUUUACUUUUUGAUAUAGUUACUGCAUGCUGACAUUUCUGUGUGGUUGCUAAUUAAUUCUUCUACAUAUAGCUAAUUAUAUGGCGUGUAUAUAAACAGAAAGUUG
Molecule: messenger RNA, 2536 nt
Organism: Corticium candelabrum
Lineage: Eukaryota; Metazoa; Porifera; Homoscleromorpha; Homosclerophorida; Plakinidae
Exons: 11
Coding region: 16-2232 (738 amino acids)
Biological process (GO): cell-cell adhesion
Molecular function (GO): protein binding
Source: RefSeq, a predicted model, not a curated record